This is a messenger RNA of Linepithema humile (Argentine ant), 439 nucleotides long. RefSeq names its product mitochondrial ribosome and complex I assembly factor AltMIEF1. Lineage: Eukaryota; Metazoa; Arthropoda; Insecta; Hymenoptera; Formicidae. The record is from RefSeq and is a predicted model, not a curated record.
AAAGAACAGUUCUUAUACGUAAUAGUGCAUAAUGUUCAUCAGCUGAUCAAGCUGAUUUAUACGCAGGGUGUUUUUAUGUUUAUUUUCUUCAUUAGACAACAAGCAAUAUUUUUUAGUAUCAUGCAACACCGGUUCGAAACGUAAUAAUAUUUCGAUUGCAUUUGCUCAAGAGUAAUUCCGAUAAAUUGCGAUGAGCCGACAAGUUGUUCUGAAGCUUUACAAGGACAUUUUGAGGUACGGUGAAACAUUGAGGUUCACGAACAAGAAGUACUUCCGAUAUAAAAUACGGACGGCUUUCCGGGAUAAUAAAGAUCUUACCGAAGAGGCGGCGAUAAAUUUUCAAUUGAAGGGUGUAAGAUUUUUGGAAACUAAAAGAGUGGUGUAAAUUGCGUUUCGCUAUAACAAGAAACUAAGUAUAAAAAUAAAAAAUGUUGAAAAG